AGUCAAGAACCAUCUUCCUUCUGAAAUGGUGAUACUUCCACAUGAAGCCUCAGGUGAUGAACACGGAUUAUUUUCAGUUGAUUUCCAUGUCAAGCACAAAACAAAACACUCAGCUUAAAAAAAAUUAAUAAGUCCCGGCAAACAUGUUUUCCCACAUUCCUUCCAAGGAUGUUUGCCACAAAUCUUUGGAGGAGGCUGGAGCUCUUGGCGGGGUAAUUAAAUGUUCCUGCCACUCCAGUAUUUCCUUCCUGUCGCUACAACUGGUCUCUGUCACUCCUAGGUUCCAUGUCGGCUGAAGGACCGGAGCAUGCUCCAGUUUAAGUAUUCAACCCGGGGGUGAAGCCAUCAACAAGUUGGGAGAAGAACAAAGGGCUUGUCGCAAUUCUGGUCCGCAAAGAUGUCUGGAAUAAAGAUGUCCCAGCAGAAGGAGCAAGUCUCCGUUCCCAUGGUGUCACUGGCUAUUCCCCAGGAACCUUAUGCUCCGGGAUACUCUGCUUCAUACACCCCGGAGGCCUACGCAUCACAGCCCUACAAUCCACAAGUGUAUGCCCCCCAAUCCUGCGGCUCGGAACCACAAAGCUAUAAACAAUAUGCAUCAGAUCCGUACGCACCUGAUGCUUCGGAGACUUACCGUGUCUCAGGUGCUUGCUGCUAUGAUAUUCCAUCCCCACCUCCGUACAGCUGUGAAGAAGUGAUUUGUGACGUAUUAGGACCAGUCUGCAUGGACUCCUCCCCACCUGUUGUGGUGGCCGGCAUCUUCUCCAGUAAACCUGCGUCCACCAUCUGCCCCUGUUGCCGACAGAUCAUCACCACUGAGGUGGUCUUCCGUGCGGGAUGCCUAACCUAUGCCCUCUCGGCCUGCCUGUGUCUGAUAGGCUGCUGCUUGGGCUGCUGUCUCUGCCCCUUCAUCUCCAAAUGCUGUAAGGACGUCGAUCACUACUGCCCUUGUUGCCGAUAUCACAUCUACCGGUACAAAAGGAUCUAGAAGAAGAAGAACAGCCCACCCAUCCAUCUCCGUGGAAAUCAAGGUCUAACUUGGGUGGAUUCACACGUUCCAUCCUGGACUGUUCUUAUGUCUGGAACUGGAUUGCACUGUGCAGGAUGGGCUCCCUGGUCUGCGAUGAAACUGGCUGAGCUCCAGUCAACAUUGGCCUUCGGUCUCCUAAGCAGGGAAGUGGCUUGCAGCUGGUCAAGGAUCUGCUCUAGGAUUUUCUGUUUUACUUUCCUGGUAUUUACAGUUUGUGAAUUAACUGUUUUGGUUUUUCUUUUGUGAAUCCUUUGGUACGCUUCCUUCUCAAGGUUGCUUAAAUCCAUUUGUGUGCUUCAGUCACCAUGGAUCUCCUCUGAGGACCAUGUCAGCAAUGCGCCAUUUAAGUCCUACCAAACAUCUCAACCUCCGGCCCUACCACAACAUUUAAGCGCUUGCGUCCCUUUCCUGGGCUGAUGGUCUGUCAGAGGCCACUUUUACAUCAUACUGGACUGAGAAAUCCUUCAUUUUUUUUUUUUCCUGACCAACUUUCAUUUGAUUGGAUACAGGAAACUUCAGAGAAAUCUCUCCAUUUCUUGACUGGCAGGGUCCCCCAAACAGUGGAGAUGGAGUCCAAGGCCAUGUCAUCUGAGCCCCACCCAUUUUAAUAUGCAUUUAAAAAGGGCUUUAAUUACAUGGUGGUGGCUGACAUCUUGACUUUUUGCACCCUCUCCAUGUAGACUAUCUUACCUGCCCCUAUAUUUGAUACAGAAUUUUGAAAAGCUGUUUGUUUCAGCUCUUGUUUUAGGGGAUUAAAUGUUAAGAUUUUGAUUCUUUAUGUGGACAGGGUAAUGACAAAGCUGUCUCAUUAGAUGGGAGAGCAGGAAACUUUCCUUGAAUGAUGCUCUAUUUUGUUGUACUGGUUAAAGAAAUGGUUCCUGUGUUGUUUCCUAAUGUUGUAUUUUUUGGGGGGUAAGGAAGAUGGAGGACACUGGCAGCUGAAGGUGGGAGGGAGAAAAAGACCAAAGGAGGAAGGAGUAUACCAUCAGUAGCUGGUGGUCCUUGAUCCUUGGGGGCACUAUUUCUGACUUCAGCAGCUUAAGAUGGGUGGACUUCAGAAUUCCCCAGCCACAUGCUAGCUGAAGAGUUCUGGGAGUCAAAGUCCACAUAUCUGAUUGGCUAGGGAAUUCUGAGAGGUGAAAUUCACACAACUUAAAGUUGGCUAGGGAAUUCUGGGAGUUGAAGCCCAUGUAUCUUAAAAAUUGGUUGCGGAAUUCUGGGAGUCAAAGUCCACAA
Messenger RNA from Crotalus tigris (Tiger rattlesnake), 2263 nucleotides. RefSeq names its product lipopolysaccharide-induced tumor necrosis factor-alpha factor homolog. Bases 398 to 985 code for a protein of 195 amino acids. NCBI's taxonomy places the organism in Eukaryota, Metazoa, Chordata, Lepidosauria, Squamata, Viperidae. The record is from RefSeq and is a predicted model, not a curated record. Gene Ontology annotation, molecular function: zinc ion binding. The transcript has 5 exons.